This is a messenger RNA of Cylas formicarius (sweet potato weevil), 2034 nucleotides long. RefSeq names its product SET and MYND domain-containing protein 4 (gene Smyd4-2). The record is from RefSeq and is a predicted model, not a curated record. Gene Ontology annotation, molecular function: protein binding. Bases 65 to 2020 code for a protein of 651 amino acids. Lineage: Eukaryota; Metazoa; Arthropoda; Insecta; Coleoptera; Brentidae. The transcript has 4 exons.
AAUAGAAAGGCCUGGAAAUUGGUUAAUAAUAACCCGGGCACAUUGUUGGAUAGUAAAACUGACCAUGGCGAGACCCAAAGAGAAUGUAUACCGCGAAAUUUGUAGCGAGAAAACUCUUCAAUCCAACGGGAAGGGUUUCUUCUUGACGUUUGUAGAAUGUGUGGAACAAAAUGCGGGCAAAGAAUGGAUAGAAACCAGGUUCGGCCGGCUCAAGACCGACAAGGAACGCUUAAAGACUGUUUUCGUUGAAGCAGCGACCGGCGAAACUCUCAAACGGUUCCUAUCGAACGUGCGCGAAGUUUACCGACCGAAAAACGCGGAGUUCUCACGAAAAAAACGGGCCGAAGCCGAAACGUCGCUCGAACGAGGCGAGCACCAGAAAUCUUUCGUGCUCUUCAGCCAGAGCGUGUUGCGAGCGCCCAGACAAGACCUGCCUCUAGCCCUCUGGGGUAGAUCUCAGGCGCUUCUAAAGAUGAACAAAUUUUCGCUGGCCCUAUCGGACGUCCAACUGGCCUUAAAAGAAGGCUUGGCGGACGAAUACAAAGCUCUGGCUUUCUGGAGUAUGGGCGUAUGCCACAAGGCAAUGGACGACGCGAAUAAAGCCAGGGUUUCGUUCGGUUUGGCUGAAAAACUUUUAGUGAACGACGCCGGACUCUUAAAAUCGCUCAAAUGCGACGAAACGCGCACGGUCGCCGAAGAAAAACCGAAAAAACGAAAAAUAAAGACGCCCGAAAUAUUAAACGAGUCGGUCGGCAGUCUCGCCGGUGCUAGUGCGAAGCUAUCGCUGAAAAAAAGCGAUGAAUUGGGACGCUACGUGGUAGCUAACAAAAAUAUUUCAACGGGGGAGACUUUGGUGGUGGAAGAGCCCUACGCGGCUUGUUUGUUACCAGAAAUGUUCGGUACCCACUGUCACCAUUGCUUCGCCAGGUUAGAGUCGGCCGUAGGGUGUACCGAAUGCUCGAGCGUAGCUUUUUGCUGUACCGCGUGCAGGGACCGAGCAAUUUCGACAUAUCACCGGUACGAGUGCAAGUACCUGGACCUGCUCAUCGGCUCCGGCAUGAGCAUUCUGUCGCACACUGCUCUGAGGAUGAUCACACAGUACGGACUCGAACGUUGCCUCAAAAUAUACGAGAACAGAGACGAGGAAAACGUUUAUCGGUUGUGCUGCAACGCCGACAAGAGGACGUCCGGAGAUUUCUUGCAGAGGACCCUGAUGGCGGCAUUUCUGCUCAAAUGUCUUCAGGAAUCGGGAUUUUUCGGCAACACAAGGCAAGAUACUCACGUUUUUCCGACGGAGCCCGAAUUCCAUGUCGGCGAACUACUGCUCUACAACUUGCAAAUGCUUCAGUUUAACGCCCACGAGGUGUACGAGACUCUGUAUCCCACGAAACAUCAUAUUAGGGACUCGAAAACUUUGUACAUAGGCGUCGGGAUUUAUGCGACCGCGUCUCUUUUCAAUCACGAUUGCCACCCAGCCCUCACAAGACAUUUUUCCGGCAAAAAAAUCGUUUUAACAGCGGCAAGGCCGUUAGAUGCAAACGACAACGUGCCUGAAAAUUACGGGCCAAUCUUUACGAGAAAGUCUUUAACUGAAAGGCAAAAAUACCUGGCAGGCAGAUACUGGUUUAAAUGCGGCUGCUUCGCUUGCAAACAAGAUUGGCCCACCUUAAAAAAUGGUCUAGGAAGCGUCAGCGAAAGGAUAAGGUGUCCGAGAGAGAAAUGUCUCGGCUUUUUUACGUGUCCCUUGAAGAACGAGACCCCGAGGUGUCCAAAAUGCAAACAAACUGUCAAUUUAUCAGAUAGGGUAUUGCUGCUUCGUGGCUGCAAAGAAGAAUACAAUGGGGCGUUCGAAAUUAUGAACUCCGGAGACACGCGGAAGGCUGCCGAUAUUCUCCAAGCAGCUAUCAAUACAUUUUACAGGGUAUCUCUCCCACCGCAUAAGGACACACAAUUGGCUGAAGAAAUGUUGAGAGCGUGCGUAGCUGAUACAGGCAACACGACGGAAUGUUACGCCAAAUAAAUAUUAUAAAAACA